This is a messenger RNA of Oxyura jamaicensis (ruddy duck), 408 nucleotides long. It is a transcript of the gene SPMIP3, whose product is annotated as chromosome 3 C1orf100 homolog. NCBI's taxonomy places the organism in Eukaryota, Metazoa, Chordata, Aves, Anseriformes, Anatidae. The transcript has 4 exons. The record is from RefSeq and is a predicted model, not a curated record. Bases 1 to 408 code for a protein of 135 amino acids.
AUGUCGUACUCUGCAAACAAACUAAGGGAGUUUGUAGAUCCUGCACCGAUCUUGCCACCAGGCUUAGUGGUUCGCCCUGGAAAAGAUGCCUAUGGAUUCUACCCUGGGCAACUAGGACGGGUCCACCAGGCACACACGUCCAAAGGAGCUCCAGGACCUUUCAGUAAACUGCAGCCAGCUCCAGUAAACUACAAAGCUGAAACUCCAUUUCAACCUGACUUUGACAACACAGCUCUGAGGAAGUAUGUUCACUUUCAAAGAAUAGUGAGAAAGCCCGCCAGUGACUGGUACAAUCAAACGUCAUACAAAGCAGCAUUUGACUUGCCCUAUUUCAGCGCAGGGAAGCUGGUUGUGACAGCAACAGGAAACUACCAUCUUCUAUUAGAAAGUAGAUUUCCAGGACAGUGA